GCAGAGCGCGCGGCACCGUCCCGGAUUACCGACUCCUCUCUUUCUCUUUUUCUACCCAAACCCCCGCUGCUUUCUCUCCAUGACGCUGGGCUCCUCUCCGUGAUUUCUUCGCCAUGAGCUGCCUGGAUGUGAUGUACCAAGUGUUUGGUCCUCAGCCUUAUUUCAGCUCCUACAGCCCUUACCACCACCAGAAACUGGCCUUGUAUUCCAAAAUGCAAGAUCCCCAGGAGAGCAGCAGCAGGCAGCUGCCCCCCCCGGGGCCCCCGGGGCCCCCGGCCAUCAAAGAGGAGGACAAGGAUCUGCCGCCGGGCGCCGAGUACUUGGGCGCCCGCUGUGUUCUCUUCAGCUACUUCCAGGGAGACAUCAGCAGCGUGGUGGACGAGCACUUCAGCCGCGCCCUCAGCCAGACGGCCGCAUACCCGCCGCCCAGCAGCCACAAGGCCCUGAGAGAGGAGUUUUCCUCCCUCCUUCUGGAACAGCUCCUCCUCCCUUUCGGCGCCCCACCCGGACCUCUCCUUCCCGGGGGACCCCUACAGCACCCACCUGCCCCCGCCGCACCCCGCGCCCCCGCCCCCCCCCCCCCCCCCCCCCCCCCCCCCCACCCCCCGUCCUUUCGGGGGGGGGCCCUGGGCGCCCAGGGCUCCGCCUACCGCGCUCCACACGAGGUUUACGGCCCCGCCUUCGACCCGCGCUACGGAUCCCUGCUGCUGCCCUCCGUACGAACGCACCCCCGCCUGGCCCCGCCCGCCCGGGAGGCGCCGGGGGGGGCCGCCGGCGCGCCCUGCGACCCGGGACAGAAGGGGGAGGCGGGCGCCGUGGCCGUGCUCAAACGGCUCCAGUCUGACCUCUGA
Molecule: messenger RNA, 851 nt
Organism: Menidia menidia (Atlantic silverside)
Lineage: Eukaryota; Metazoa; Chordata; Actinopteri; Atheriniformes; Atherinopsidae
Source: the annotation of a GenBank genome assembly